This is a messenger RNA of Manduca sexta (tobacco hornworm), 1213 nucleotides long. RefSeq lists its product as uncharacterized. NCBI's taxonomy places the organism in Eukaryota, Metazoa, Arthropoda, Insecta, Lepidoptera, Sphingidae. Bases 196 to 1050 code for a protein of 284 amino acids. The record is from RefSeq and is a predicted model, not a curated record. The transcript has 5 exons.
CUAGAAACCGGAUAGUUCAUGACCGAGGCGCAUGCGAAUGUUCGCCGCAUGAACACCUAUCUAUAAAGUCCGGUAAUAAAGAACUUGGUCAUAAUAUAAACAAAGACCUCAUUAGUCUCGAUAGUUUAAGCGGGAUUGCAUGCAUUUGUACAAAAUUAUAUCUUCUGUGACAAAAUAAAUACUAUUCUUAAUAAAAUGUCUGAUACAAAAUCGGAACUUCGUAUAGUUACAUAUAUGUGUCCAACACAUCCAGUUCAACUGUAUGAAUUAAUACAGGAAUUACUGGAAGAGACCCUUGACUGUUAUACCACGCUGCAAUAUGAGUCCCGCAGCCCGGGACCAUUACCCGAUCGUCCGGAUCCCUUCAGCACGGACAAAGUGGAUUUAGCCUUCAUGACUGCAUCUGCAUACAUGAAACUACGUGAUAAGAAAAUUACCUGUGCGGAGUUACUGCCAAUAACUCCAGUAUUCGCUCAUCAAAUGAACGUAGAAAAUAAGCCUGGCUACUUCUCCGACAUAAUAAUACACAGCGAUAAAAAGGCCCACAACGUGAACACGUUACUAGACCUGCGUGGGUGUACUUUCGCGUACAGCGACAAUGAAUCUUGGAGUGCCAGUAAAAUUGUGCUGAAAACUUUAAAAGAAAAGGGCGAAAAUGCAUCGUUUUUUGGAUCAUUGUUAAGAUCUGGUUCCCAUUUAGCAUCUGCUCAAAUGGUAUUGUCUAAACAAGCAGAAUGGGCAGCCAUUGACUCAACAACUCUAUUAUAUUCAAAGAAAUUUUUGUAUGAUGGUGGAAAAGAUAUAAUCACAUUGGAAACCUUAGGUCCUCUUCCACCAUAUCCCAUUGUAGUAAACGCAAAGUUACCAGCUCAAAUUAAAGAAGAAAUAACUAAUGCACUUUUGGGAUUGGUCAAAGACACAGAGUGGAAAAGGAAAUUUGCUCCAUUUGGUGUGAUAAAAUUUGUAAGAAACAGUGAUGUCGCUUAUGAUGGGGCGAUUGCACAGAUGUGGGCCAGCCAAAGCGAGAAACUCAAUGUUAGGUAUUAUUAGAUUGCUUCUUAUCAUUUCAUUACUGUAUAUCAUCUAUAUUCUUUAUGUGGAUUAUACUCCUAAAUAAAGCACUGAUUAGUUCUAAGCUAUAAAAACAUGUGUUGUUAAUGUCUCCUAUUUUUAAUAGAAAACUGUUAAUAAAAGUUUUCAUAAAAACUGCAAA